CGCGAUUGAUUUUGUCACUUUCAAGGCGCUGUCAAGGCGCAACAUUUGAACUCGUAACAUUGAUAAAAUUUAUUAAAGUGAUAAAAAAUAUGUGUUAUAAAUUUCUGCGGUGAGCUUACUGGAGCUGGAUAUAGAAACCAGCCGUUUCCACUAUUUGCUGAAAUAUUUUUCUUCAUAUAAAAUAAAGUGUAGCCAACAAGAUGUCAAAGAUAGACUUGGACCAGCCUCGGUACGAUCAGUCCACUUAUAUGGGGCGAGCGAAACAUUUCCUGCAGUUGACGAACCCCCUCAAUGUGUUGGCCACGGAGAAGCAACUGGACGAAGCCAAGAAGAUUGUUGAUGACUUUAGGAAAACGCGCAAAAUGCCACCUGGUUAUGACGAAGAGAAGUUAUGGAGAACGAAAUAUUUAUACGACAGCGCAUUCCACCCAGACACAGGCGAGAAGAUGAUAAUCAUUGGACGCAUGGCUGCGCAGGCGCCUAUGAACACCAUCAUCACUGGAGGUAUGAUAACGUUUUACAAGACCACAGCAGCGACUGUGUUCUGGCAGUGGGUGAAUCAGACAUUCAACGCCGUUGUCAACUACACGAAUCGGUCCGGUGACGCUCCAUUGCCGACGUCGCAACUGUUUGCGUCGUACUGCGCAGCCUGCGGUGGUGCUCUAGGUACCGCGCUUUACCUCAACCACAAAGUCAAGAAAAUGAACUCUCCCGUGUUGGCGCGCCUGGUGCCUUUCGCUGCAGUAUGCGGAGCGAAUUUCAUCAAUAUACCAAUGAUGAGGAGCAAUGAGCUGAUGAACGGUACGCCUGUAUUCACCGCGGAGGGCCAGCGGGUGGGCGACUCGAAGAACGCCGCGAGACGAGGCAUUGCACUAGUGUGCAUAUCUCGCGUGCUUAUGGCGUUGCCCGGCAUGACGCUGACCCCUUUGGUGACCGCGUACGCGACGCGGCGCGGCAUGUUCUGCCGCUACCCGAUGGCGGUGGUGCCCUUCCAGCUGGUGCUGGUCGGGCUGUGCGUCACGUUCGCGACGCCCCUCUGCUGCGCACUAUUCGAGCAGCGAGCCUCCAUACCGGUCUCCGCGCUGGAGGCGGACUUGCAGGAAAUAGCUAAGAAAAAAUUCCCCAAGACGAAAGAAGUAUUCUUCAACAAAGGAUUGUAACAUGUUAUAUUAGCGUAUUUAUACUUAUUAGAAACAUCAGUCCACUGCCCUUUAGAUUAUAUUGAAUGUUGUUACGUUUCAAACACGUAUAUGCGAAAUGGCAAAACGUUUAACUUAAAAAAAAAAAAAUAGUUUAAAUCGGUUAUAAAACGUACCUAAAGAUGAAAAAUAUCUAAAUUUAUAUAAACAUCAGUGGCUUAAGUCUUCAAAAUCUAUCGCAAUUCCUUUCAAAGACAUAGAAACCGUGAAUAGCCAUUCAAUUUAUGGAAUUAUGUAACGUUCAAAUUCGCAGUCACUUUUGGAGCGAAUGAUAAUUUUAAUGGUUAAUUAAGAAACAUGAUAAAAACUUAGUAACUUAAUCUAAUGUAUGUGUCAAAAACGCAAGCGUGCCUUCAAAAAUUCAAAGUAACGUCAAAUUAAUAUCUAUCAAAUGUCAAAUUGUGGCAAAAUUUCCGAGUAUAACGGAACAAGUCCAUACUGAAAAAAAAAAAAAAAAAAAAAAAAGGGAUUGUAAUAGAUUUUAUGAUAAAACAAUAAGCACCCAGAUUGGUUACAAUUUUUUUAUAUAGUUAAAUGGCUUUUGGCGGUUAUUAGUGAAAGCUGCAUUAAAUAAAAUUUAAAGCAAGUUUAACCUGUGAAAUUGCAAAUAUAAGUUUUAUUAAAUAAAUAAUGCAGCUACUCCCGUUUUCAAAAUUUAAGUAUGAUCAAAUAUACCAUUUGAAACUCAUACUUAUUGAGUGAGCGGUUCAGGGAUUUAUUUACAAUAACGUUGCGAUUAAAUAUGACAAUAAAUAGUUUCAAGGCUGAAGCCGAUCAGUC
Messenger RNA from Diatraea saccharalis (sugarcane borer), 1979 nucleotides. Lineage: Eukaryota; Metazoa; Arthropoda; Insecta; Lepidoptera; Crambidae. The record is from the annotation of a GenBank genome assembly.